AUGAGUACACGUCCCUGGAAGUGCAAGAAAGUACAUUUCGGAUCAUCAACUAACAUUCAAAUAUCUAGAGAAAGAAAUCUCCCCUCAAUGCUUCCCCUAUUCCCAUCUUCGACCACUCUCAAGGCCACCUUCGGCCACAACCGCGUCGUUCUAAACGACGACAAACCCACCUCGACACCUCUGCGAACACCUCGACAAGCUCGAACCGACCGCUUCUCCGCCUGGUCCAUCGCCGAUGACGCUCAAGGCAAAGCCACCGAUGCAGCCCAAGCCAACGCGGGAAAGAUCGAGCUAUACAGCCCGAAAUACUAUGCCACCUCAGGCAACUUCGACGGGUGGCGCAAGAUCAUCAGCGCGGAGGGCGCGGCCGGGAUUUUCACCGGCGGCGGACCCACGGCCGUAGGCUACUCGAUCCAGGGCGCGUUGAAAUAUGGCGGAUAUGAGUACUUCAAGAAAUUCUAUGCGGACCUCGCGGGGGAGGCCAACGCUGAGAAGUAUAAGACUUGGAUUUAUCUGGCGGGGUCCGCGUCCGCGGAGGUCAUUGCUGAUGUGGGACUUUGUCCUUUUGAGGCGGUGAAGAUUCGGAUGCAGACGACGAUGCCGCCGUUUGCGAAGGGCACAAUGGAUGGGAUUCGGAAGAUUACUGCGACCGAGGGGAUUGGCGGGUUAUACAAAGGUCUCUACCCGCUCUGGGGCCGCCAGAUCCCCUACACCAUGAUGAAGUUCGCCUCCUUCGAGACCGUCGUCGAGAUGAUCUACCACCGUCUUCCAGGCUCCAAAGCGGAUUAUUCCAAGGCCGCGCAGACCGGCGUCGCCUUCACCGGUGGAUACAUUGCGGGAAUCCUCUGCGCGUUUAUCUCACAUCCGGCCGAUGUCAUGGUUAGCAAAUUGAAUGCCUCCCGGGCGCCGGGCGAGGCCUUUGGAGCUGCGGUCGGAAGGAUUUAUAAGGAUAUUGGCUUUGGCGGAUUGUGGAAUGGUCUUCCGGUCCGUAUCGUCAUGGUCGGCACCUUGACUGGGCUCCAGUGGAUGAUCUAUGACUCGUUCAAGAUCUACAUGGGCUUCCCAUCCACCGGCGGAAGCUCGAAAGCCCAAGAGGCCAAGGUUUGAGUGAAUCCUUCGUUGUGUUUGUUAUACGCGAUUGCGUGGCUCGUUGUGUUUGUGUUCUUCAGAAAUGU
Molecule: messenger RNA, 1175 nt
Organism: Dissoconium aciculare CBS 342.82
Lineage: Eukaryota; Fungi; Ascomycota; Dothideomycetes; Mycosphaerellales; Dissoconiaceae
Product: mitochondrial carrier
Exons: 6
Coding region: 1-1107 (368 amino acids)
Biological process (GO): mitochondrial phosphate ion transmembrane transport
Cellular component (GO): mitochondrial inner membrane
Molecular function (GO): phosphate transmembrane transporter activity
Source: RefSeq, a predicted model, not a curated record